Messenger RNA from Exophiala oligosperma, 1825 nucleotides. RefSeq lists its product as uncharacterized. The record is from RefSeq and is a predicted model, not a curated record. The coding region runs from base 259 to 1767 and encodes 502 amino acids. Lineage: Eukaryota; Fungi; Ascomycota; Eurotiomycetes; Chaetothyriales; Herpotrichiellaceae. The transcript is spliced from 3 exons.
AAUUCAUUCCCUGCCUCUGAACCUCUUUUCUGUAUUCCCGUUUGCUAAUGGUGCUGAAUGAUACUUUAUGGACUCGAUGUGAGGGUCAAUCCGAGUACGGUCGAGGUUAUCAUCCGCUCUUUACAAGCCAGGUUUGACAAUUCCUUUUGAUGUCUGGUUUGAACUUGCAGGCAAUAUACGUUUUCACUGUCUCAAUGCCCAAUCCUUCAUUUCAUUUUCUAUCUACUCCACUGAUGUGCACAAUCAAUCGUACGAAAUAUGCAUGCAGAGACGCAAGUCAGGCAGCAACCGAAUACAACGACCUUGCCUCUAUCCAGCCAAGUUGCCUGUGCCUUGCUGAUUAUUCGGUCAAAGCCAAAUCAAAUACCUAUCGAAGAACACCUGCAGCACCUUCGCAGUGCCAUAGUUCGGCAAGAAGCUGACGAUUCUUCAAAGUCCCCGAAUCUCGGUUCACUUUUCUAUUGGCAAUCUGCCCAUCAAGCAUCCGAACGUGAACGACUAGCACUUGUCGACGAAGUUGCUAAGCUGGAGAAAGAACUAGAAAUGCUCCAGGGGGGUUCGAGGCGUGCGUCACUCGAUGUGGGAGAGCCUUCAGCAUUUUUCGCGGGACAGGAACAACCCUACAGGGGUGUAAAUGAUGACACUGGCGAGGCUGCUAACGACAAAGACAAUACUUCUCACCCUACGAAUUUUGCUGGUGCGCAUGUUGAUUAUCGUCAACAACUUCUCCGAGGCAUUUUCUCGCUCAAGCAUAACCUUCGUCUUCAAACACCUGACUACGCAAAACUCUCGGCUUCAAUUCGACUUGUUACAACCACCAUUUACUACGGUAUCGUUCCAACAAAACCCGAACACACCGCCCAAAGGAUCUCUCCCGACGCCCGGCUAGGUGAUCAGCUUGGAAAUGUGCUCGAAGACGCCUACCCUUUGAUCCUACAAGGGCUAUCAUUGCUUCAAAGGGAGACUUGUGAGGAGAGUCAAUCCAUAAUCUCUGCAGUCCCGGAUGUCGUGAGAUUGUUCACAGCCAUCCUCUCCGGACUCCAUAAGUCUGUGCAGGAUGCAGUGGCUCAUCGAAAAGAAACGACAGAUACACCUGGGCCAUCUUCCCAGGACAGACUUGGUAGGUACCAAAACUUUUCAGUCUCGAUGGAUUGCUCCAAGCAGUUUAGAUCAAUGAGCACGAUUCUCACAAGGAUGGUCCUCCACUUGGAUCUAUCUCAGAAUGCACACUGUGAAGCUUUCGAGGGGUUCUUGUGCGCUUUACUUGAUCACAUGGGAUCUUUACUGUCCCUUCUGGUUUUCUCAACGCCUGAUCACGAACCAAGAUCGGAUGUUGGGAUUCUCCCACCGAAGGGCUUACUGGGCACACCUCACUCGAAUCUUGAGGUGGCGAUCGAGUCUGUAAAGAUUGAAGGACCAUAUGUGAUAUCUGUCCUGCGCGAGGCCACCGAUUUCCUCCAGAGCAACAUGAAAGUCAUGUCUGAAAGAUCCUUGUUGCUCUUCACCACGCGAAAAAUGCCGGAUGAUAAAGGCCUGCGGCAUGCGGUGGAAGAGAGGCUUCAGAAGACUUUACUUCGGGGAGUAUUUGGAGACGACGACGCCACCUUCAGUGGUGGGUUGUGUAGGCAUCAUCAUUUGAUCGAACCAGAUAUGGACAGUCUGAUGAAUGAGAUGAAGCCAGACGCAAACACUUCUGAAUGGUUCAUUGGUCAGCUAUGGGAGCAUUUGGGAUGGGACAUACUAUCAGGCCGUGACACUUGUUACUAGUGUAUGCAUUUUGGCCCUUUUAAACAGACACGAGACCAUGAUAGGAGUUACAUUUGUG